Ilyonectria robusta is the source of this 1626-nucleotide messenger RNA. RefSeq names its product serine-type peptidase-like protein. Gene Ontology annotation, biological process: proteolysis. NCBI's taxonomy places the organism in Eukaryota, Fungi, Ascomycota, Sordariomycetes, Hypocreales, Nectriaceae. The record is from RefSeq and is a predicted model, not a curated record. The coding region runs from base 1 to 1626 and encodes 541 amino acids. Gene Ontology annotation, molecular function: dipeptidyl-peptidase activity; serine-type exopeptidase activity. The transcript has 5 exons.
AUGAGGCUCAAUUCAAACUUGGUGGCUCUCAAGCUGCUCCUACUAUCGAGCUCUGCAUCCGCCACCUUCUUCCGCGGACACGGGCUGGAGAUUGGCCCUGUGGACGAAGAAGAAGCUGAGUUCCGUCUCGCCACCACUGUUUCCGACAAUACCAAUACCAGUGGCUGGGGUACUUUUGACCAGCUCCUCGAUCAUUCCAACCCCAGCCUGGGUACAUUUAGUCAACGGUACUGGUACGGAACCCAGUACUGGAAAGGGCCUGGCUCUCCCAUCAUCUUUUUUAACCCCGGAGAACAAGCCGCCGAUGGCUUUAACAGAUCUUACCCGACCUCCUCGCGACUGCCCGGUCUCUUCGCCGAGCAAGUGGGUGGCGCUGUUGUCAUCAUGGAGCACCGAUACUGGGGCGAGUCGUCUCCGUUCGAGGAGUUGACAAGCAAAAACUUGCAAUACUUGACCUUGGAAAACAGCAUCAAGGACAAUGUCUAUUUCGCCAACAACUUCAAGCCGCCGUUUGAUGUUAGUGGCGGGAGUGCUCCUGACAAGGCGCCAUGGGUCUUCUCUGGAGGCUCAUAUCCAGGUGCCCUGGCCGGAUGGAUCGCAUCUGUUGAGCCCGGCACCUUCUGGGCCUAUCACGGCACUAGCGGUGUCGUUCAGGCCGUUGGCGAUUUCUGGCAAUAUUUUCGGCCCGUGAUGGAGGCGACUCCACGAAAUUGCAGCAAGGAUCUCGGCAAGGUCAUCAACUACAUGGACGACAUUCUCCUGCACGGCAGCAAAACCGAGAAAAAGAAGUUGAAGGCCAAGUUUUUGCUCAGUGGCCUUGAAGAUGCCGAUUUUGCUUCUGCGCUUCAAAAUGGACCAUGGUCCUGGCAGUCGACUCAGUUUUACUCGGAGAAAGUGUACGGAUAUAACUCCUAUCACCAGUUUUGCGACUACAUCGAGAACGUGUGGCCUAAUUCCACAAAAUCUGUCCCCGGACCAGAAGGUGUUGGUCAAGUCAGAGCUCUCGAGGGUUACGCCAAGUGGGCAAGAGAUGUGCUCGUCCCAGGAAACUGUGAAUCUGGUCCUUAUGAUGACUGGAAGGGUGAAUACAACAUUGCUUGCUUUGCCAGCUCGAACUCGUCGAAUGUGGCUUAUAAGGAUCUGAGCCCUGGCAACUAUUGGAACCGCCAAUGGACCUGGCUGCUUUGCAACGAACCCUUGAUGUUCUGGCAGGAUGGAGCACCCAAAAAUCGCCCAACCAUCGUUUCCCGCCUCGUCAACAAGCGCUACUGGGAAAAGCAAUGCUCACUUUUCUUUCCCGACGGCUAUGGAAUUCAAAAGGGAAAGACUGUAGAGCAGGUCAACGCAUACACUGGUGGCUGGUCUGUAACAAACACGACUCGACUCAUGUACACCAACGGCCAAUUUGACCCUUGGCGAGACGCCACUGUGAGCUCUGUCGACCGGCCAUAUGGUCCUCUUCGAAGCACCGAAGAGCUUCCUGUUCGUAUGAUCCCUGGCGGCGUCCACUGUUCUGAUUACUACAAGCCGAAUUGGGAUGCGAACGAGAACGUAAAGCGUAUCGCUUACGACGAAGCGGAGAACAUGAAGAAAUGGGUGGCUGAGUUCAAAGGUGCCAAGAACUAA